Saprolegnia diclina VS20 is the source of this 1969-nucleotide messenger RNA. RefSeq names its product CMGC/MAPK protein kinase. Gene Ontology annotation, molecular function: MAP kinase activity; ATP binding. The transcript has 2 exons. Gene Ontology annotation, cellular component: cytoplasm; nucleus. Gene Ontology annotation, biological process: intracellular signal transduction; protein phosphorylation. The record is from RefSeq and is a predicted model, not a curated record. The coding region runs from base 47 to 1858 and encodes 603 amino acids. Lineage: Eukaryota; Oomycota; Saprolegniomycetes; Saprolegniales; Saprolegniaceae.
GGCAGUGGUCCCCGGGUUGUUUCACUUGCGUCUAUCUUCGGCGAGCAUGAUGGAGCCGGCCUCGGAACCGCCGGCGACGGCCGACCGGACCUCGACGACGUCGGCGCCGGGCGAAGAUGGCAUGUACGUCACGCGGAAGCGGUCGGCCUUCUCCAAGUGGCUGCACGGCAAGGGUAUCUCGUCGUCGGCCAAGCACCCGGCGCCCGUCUUCCGGUCGGCCGACGUCAUCCAGGAAGGCUACAUGCUCAAGCAAGGGACGCGCUUCCGCAUGUGGACGAAGCGGUACUUUAUCUUGCGUCUCGAAGAGAAGCACAUGACGCUCGGCUAUUACACGUCCAAGGAAGAGCUCAUCUUGUGCUCCGAGACGCCGAUCGGACCGGGCCAUGCGCUGCUCGAUCUGACCAAGGAAGGUCGAUUCCGCUUGGAGCUGCGGAGCGGGACGCGCUCGAUGGUGGUCGAGAUCGAGCUCGAGGCCGACUAUGUCAAGUGGAAGAACGCGCUCCAGGAAGCGGUCCGAUGGCACCAGACCAUGGUCUUUGACGGCGCCAACAAGGUCACGUCGUAUGGCAAAAAGUGCAUCGACGACGAAGCCGCGGAGGCCGAAGCGCGCCUUGCAGCCGCCAAGAAGCAGCGCGAGACGGCCGCCAAGAAGGUCGAGGACGCGGCGACGGCCAACGCCAACAAGCCCAAGUUCCUCCCCUCGACGCGCAAGGGCCAUCAGUGCUUUACAGUCUCCAACACGAAAUUCGAGAUCCCGCUCAGAUACACGUACGCCAAGACGAUUGGGUCGGGCGCCUACGGCGUCGUGAUUGCAGCCGAAGCGGACGGGGCGCCGCCGUCCGACGCCGAAGGCGCGUCGAACCUCGUCGCGAUCAAGAACAUUCAACGCGCGUUCGACGACCUCACGGACGCCAAGCGCAUCGUGCGCGAGAUCAAGCUCAUGCGCCAUUUGCAGCACAAGUCGCUGCUUGGGAUCAAUGACAUUCUCGAGCCCGUGAGCUUGGACGCGUUCGAAGACGUCUACAUUGUCUCGGAGUGCAUGGCCACCGACCUCCACCGCGUCAUCUACUCGCGCCACGCGCUCUCGGACGAGCACAUUUGCUUUUUUUUGUACCAGAUGCUGGCUGCGCUCAAGUACGUUCACUCAGCCAACGUGAUUCAUCGCGAUCUCAAGCCGAGCAACAUUCUGGUCAAUGCAAACUGCGAGCUCAAGAUUUGCGACUUUGGCCUCGCGCGCGGCGUCCAAGAAGACUUGGAGCUCACGGAAUAUGUCGUGACGCGCUGGUACCGCGCGCCCGAGAUCAUGCUCGGCUGCAUCAAGUACACGCACCACGUCGACGUGUGGAGUCUCGGCUGCAUCUUUGCCGAGAUGCUGAGCCGCAAGCCGCUCUUUCCUGGCCAAGACUACAUUGACCAAUUGCAUUUGAUCAUGAACGCGCUCGGUGUGCCGACCGACGACGAGCUCUACUUUGUCACCAACAUGCGCGCCCGCAAGUUUAUGAACACCGAGUACCACACGCGGGGCCGGGAACCGCUCAAGCCAUUGAAAGCGCUAUUUGCCGACAUUGCCCCGGACGCCCUCGACUUGCUCGAGAAGAUGCUCGUGCUCGACCCAAACAAGCGCAUCCGCGUCGACGAUGCGCUCGCACACCCGUACUUUGCGUCGAUUCGUCAAGUUGAGGACGAGACGGUCGCGCCGUCCGUGUUUGACUUUGACUUUGAGAAGGAAGACCUCAACAAGCGGAGGCUGCAGGAGCUCAUUUGGGCCGAGAUGCGCCAUUUUCAUCCGGCGCCGCCAGGUGUCGACGAACCGUUCCUCCACAAGACCAACAAGGACGACGAGAAGGCGGCCAUGUAGCCGCCAUUUCAAACAUUGGUGUAACACUACGCGUAUACAAGGCUUUAUUUCCGUCUUCGGAGUGUUUUCGUUGGCGCGAAGUCGAGAUUUGAGAAUUCGGACGCGAAGACU